AUGACAAAAAAGAGUGAAGAGACCACUAGGAAAAAUUUGGAGGAUUCUUUGAAGGCAUUAGAACUUGAUAAAAUAUAUAAAGAUUUCUUUACAAAGGAUGUAUCAUCUAUUUAUGAUGAAAAAUGUGAUGCGUUCAAUACUUUAGGUACGGAAAAAGAAAAUGUGAAAAAAGUUUGCACCAAGCUAGUACGUUUCGUGAAAAAAAUAUCUGAAUUGGAAAAAGAAGAAGAAAGUGCUAAAUAUUGUAAAUAUUUACCUUAUUGGUUAUAUGAUGAAAUAGGGGGAAUACAUUUAGAUCACACGACAAACUUUUUUAAAAUACGAUAUGCUCAAGAACUUAUACGUAUAGGUAAUGCAGUAAAUAAAGAAAUUAAUGAGAAAUAGAUGUUUAUUUAUUAUAAAAAUCAAACAAAUAUUGAAAAUACUAUUAAUUCUCAGAGUACCUAUGAUUGUAAUAACUAUUUUACAUACUUAACUAAUAUUAAAUUGCUGUACGAUAAAUUAAAGAAUGAUAAAUUCGAUUACUUUAGUUGUGAAAAUACGAAAGACCCAGCGGAUCUUUUACCUAAAGCAAAAGAAUGUAAGGCUAAAGGAUCUGGAGGUGGUUGGGGCAAAAUUUUUGGAAUAUUAUUUGGGGGUUCUUCAUCUAGAACAGAUGCAAAUAGAAAUGGUACAUUAACGCAAGCGGCAACAAGGGUUGGAGGGUUAGAAACGAAAACGCCCGGAAGUGGUAAAAAUUUAUCACCAGCUCUUUUACCAAAGGAUAAAGGAGUAAAAGAAACAACGGAAUCUACAGUAGCUGAAGAUAAAUCAAAAGGUCUAUCAAGUUUAACAAGUUCGCCAAGUACAGGUGCUUUAGCAGGUCCAGUAGCUGGAUCAGCGUCAUCUCUGCAGACAGGCAGUUUAAAUCCUAAAGGUGGUUUUAGUACCCAAUCAAGUGGGAGCCCUGCUCUCGGUGUUCUUCCAUUGUCACCUAAUACAUUAGAUACUAGAAGAGAUGCAGUACUUGUGCCAAUUGCUGAUUCUCCUACUACUUUGGAAGGUGUAUCUGAUAGGUUAGACACAAACAUUUAUCGUAAUAUCAUCAUGACUGCUGCAAUAAUUGGAACGAUAUUAUUUCUUUUCUAUUAUAACAUGUCUUCUGGAUUAAAAUCAAAUUCUCCAAAAAGAAAACGAAAGAAAAAAAUAUUCGAGCAUAAUUAUUACGAAGAGUAUGAAAAAGAGUUAGAGAAGUAUGAAUCAGAAAAUGAAUCUUUAGAUUCUCAAUCAGAUCGGUAUUAUUUGAAUUAUAAACCUGAAGGAGAUUCUUAUUACUAA
Messenger RNA from Plasmodium cynomolgi strain B, 1317 nucleotides. RefSeq names its product CYIR protein. Lineage: Eukaryota; Apicomplexa; Aconoidasida; Haemosporida; Plasmodiidae. The coding region runs from base 1 to 384 and encodes 127 amino acids. The record is from RefSeq and is a predicted model, not a curated record. The transcript is spliced from 5 exons.